AUGGUGUGGGACCGGCAAACCAAAAUGGAGUAUGAGUGGAAACCUGACGAGCAAGGACUUCAGCAAAUCCUGCAGCUGCUGAAGGAGUCCCAGUCCCCAGACACCACCAUCCAAAGAACCGUGCAACAAAAACUGGAACAACUCAAUCAAUAUCCAGAUUUUAACAACUACCUGAUUUUUGUCCUGACAAAAUUAAAAUCUGAAGAUGAGCCCACACGAUCAUUGAGUGGUCUCAUUUUGAAGAAUAAUGUGAAAGCUCAUUUUCAGAACUUCCCAAAUGGCGUAACAGACUUUAUUAAAAGCGAAUGUUUAAACAAUAUUGGUGACUCCUCUCCUCUGAUUAGAGCCACCGUAGGUAUUUUGAUUACAACCAUAGCCUCCAAGGGAGAAUUGCAAAAUUGGCCUGACCUCUUACCAAAACUCUGUAGCUUAUUGGAUUCUGAAGAUUACAACACUUGCGAGGGAGCAUUUGGUGCCCUUCAGAAGAUAUGUGAAGAUUCUGCUGAGAUUUUAGAUAGUGAUGUUUUAGAUCGUCCUCUUAACAUCAUGAUUCCAAAAUUUUUACAGUUCUUCAAGCACAGUAGUCCAAAAAUAAGAUCUCAUGCUGUUGCUUGUGUCAAUCAGUUUAUCAUCAGUAGAACUCAAGCUCUGAUGCUGCACAUUGAUUCUUUUAUUGAGAACCUCUUUGCAUUGGCUGGGGAUGAAGAACCAGAGGUACGGAAAAAUGUGUGCCGGGCACUUGUGAUGUUGCUUGAAGUUCGAAUGGAUCGCCUGCUUCCUCACAUGCAUAAUAUAGUUGAGUACAUGCUACAGAGAACCCAAGAUCAAGAUGAAAACGUGGCUUUAGAAGCCUGUGAAUUUUGGCUAACUUUGGCUGAGCAACCAAUAUGCAAAGAUGUACUUGUAAGACACCUUCCUAAGUUGAUUCCUGUGUUAGUGAAUGGCAUGAAGUACUCAGAUAUAGAUAUUAUCCUACUUAAGGGUGAUGUUGAAGAAGAUGAAACGAUUCCUGACAGUGAACAGGAUAUAAGGCCACGUUUUCAUCGAUCAAGGACAGUGGCCCAGCAGCAUGAUGAAGAUGGCAUUGAAGAGGAAGAUGAUGAUGAUGAUGAAAUUGAUGAUGAUGAUACAAUUUCUGACUGGAAUCUAAGGAAAUGUUCUGCUGCUGCCCUAGAUGUUCUUGCAAAUGUGUAUCGUGAUGAGCUUUUGCCACAUAUUUUGCCCCUUUUGAAAGAAUUACUUUUUCAUCAUGAAUGGGUUGUUAAAGAAUCAGGCAUCUUGGUUUUAGGAGCAAUUGCUGAAGGUUGUAUGCAAGGCAUGAUUCCAUACUUGCCUGAGCUCAUUCCUCACCUCAUUCAGUGCCUCUCUGAUAAAAAGGCUCUUGUACGUUCCAUAACGUGCUGGACUCUGAGCCGCUAUGCACAUUGGGUAGUCAGCCAGCCCCCAGACACGUACCUGAAGCCAUUAAUGACAGAAUUGCUAAAGCGUAUCCUGGAUAGCAACAAGAGAGUACAAGAAGCUGCCUGCAGUGCCUUUGCUACUCUAGAAGAAGAGGCUUGCACAGAACUUGUUCCUUACCUUGCUUAUAUACUUGAUACCUUGGUCUUUGCAUUUAGCAAAUAUCAGCAUAAGAACUUGCUCAUUCUUUAUGAUGCCAUAGGAACAUUAGCAGAUUCAGUAGGACAUCAUCUAAACAAACCAGAAUAUAUUCAGAUGCUAAUGCCUCCACUGAUCCAGAAAUGGAACAUGUUAAAGGACGAAGAUAAAGAUCUCUUCCCUUUACUUGAGUGCCUAUCUUCAGUUGCCACAGCCCUGCAGUCUGGCUUCCUUCCAUACUGUGAACCUGUGUAUCAGCGUUGUGUAAACCUAGUACAGAAGACUCUUGCACAAGCCAUGUUGAACAAUGCUCAACCAGAUCAAUAUGAGGCUCCAGAUAAAGAUUUUAUGAUAGUGGCUCUUGAUUUACUCAGUGGCCUGGCUGAAGGACUUGGAGGCAACAUUGAGCAGCUAGUGGCCCGAAGUAACAUUCUAACACUGAUGUAUCAGUGCAUGCAGGAUAAAAUGCCAGAAGUUCGACAGAGUUCCUUCGCCCUGUUAGGUGAUCUGACAAAAGCUUGCUUUCAGCAUGUUAAGCCUUGUAUAGCUGAUUUCAUGCCAAUAUUGGGAACCAACCUAAAUCCAGAGUUCAUUUCAGUCUGCAAUAAUGCCACAUGGGCAAUUGGAGAAAUCUCCAUUCAAAUGGGUAUAGAGAUGCAGCCUUAUAUUCCUAUGGUGUUGCACCAGCUUGUAGAAAUCAUUAACAGACCCAACACACCAAAGACGUUGUUAGAGAAUACAGCAAUAACAAUUGGUCGUCUUGGUUACGUUUGUCCUCAAGAGGUGGCCCCCAUGCUACAGCAGUUUAUAAGACCCUGGUGCACCUCUCUGAGAAACAUAAGGGACAAUGAGGAAAAGGAUUCAGCAUUUCGUGGAAUUUGUACUAUGAUCAGUGUGAAUCCCAGUGGAGUAAUUCAAGAUUUUAUAUUUUUUUGUGAUGCCGUUGCAUCAUGGAUUAAUCCAAAAGAUGAUCUGAGAGACAUGUUCUGUAAGAUCCUUCAUGGAUUUAAAAAUCAAGUUGGAGAUGAAAAUUGGAGGCGUUUCUCUGACCAGUUUCCGCCUCCCUUAAAAGAGCGUCUUGCAGCUUUUUAUGGUGUUUAA
Molecule: messenger RNA, 2697 nt
Organism: Pipistrellus nathusii (Nathusius's pipistrelle)
Lineage: Eukaryota; Metazoa; Chordata; Mammalia; Chiroptera; Vespertilionidae
Source: the annotation of a GenBank genome assembly